Messenger RNA from Cricetulus griseus (Chinese hamster), 1835 nucleotides. NCBI's taxonomy places the organism in Eukaryota, Metazoa, Chordata, Mammalia, Rodentia, Cricetidae. The record is from RefSeq and is a predicted model, not a curated record.
GCUACCACACUUUUGCCUGUUUCCCGUUUGUCUGUUUUUCCCUUUCAGCAUCUCAACAUGCCUGAGCCCGCCAAGUCUGCGCCCGCCCCGAAGAAGGGCUCCAAGAAGGCGGUGACCAAGGCCCAGAAGAAGGACGGGAAGAAGCGCAAGCGCAGCCGCAAGGAGAGCUACUCGGUGUACGUGUACAAGGUGCUGAAGCAGGUGCACCCCGACACCGGCAUCUCCUCCAAGGCCAUGGGCAUCAUGAACUCGUUCGUCAACGACAUCUUCGAGCGCAUCGCGGGCGAGGCUUCUCGCCUGGCGCAUUACAACAAGCGCUCGACCAUCACGUCCCGGGAGAUCCAGACGGCCGUGCGCCUGCUGCUGCCCGGGGAGCUGGCCAAGCACGCGGUGUCCGAGGGCACCAAGGCCGUCACCAAGUACACCAGCUCAUCUCAACGCUUUCUUCACCCAAAGGCUCUUUUCAGAGCCACCUAAAGCUUCACAAUUAAGAGCUAUGCACUUUCUGAGACCACAGUGUUAAUAUUGACUUUUUGUUACUAAGGAAGUGUCCCCUAAGAGGCCCUCUUGGGUUACUAGAAAACUCCCAAAUAGCUUGGCUUCUAAAUUUCGGUAUUGGAGCAGUAAGCUCGGGACUAUUAGUUUAAACCUUCUCAUGCUAAGCGAAUGUUAGGUGUAUACCCUUGGCGUCUCCCGGAGGUGAAACAGGAAGGGACCUCGGCGCGAUCGCUUAUUUCCGGGCUUUUAAAUUAUUCCCUGGGAAUUUAACACAGUCGGAGUGAAAACUUGGGUUUACCACCACCCGGUUUAGCUAACUUAACAUAAGUCCCUCUCUUCUGUCUCCCCAUUUCGUCCAGUACGCAAGCUUGUUGGUUCGGUGUUUGUUACCCGGCUCUUGGUGACGCUCAGGUCGCCAUUUUAUGUGGCGCCACAUUGUAUAGACACAUCUAAGCUCUGCUCAGCUCGGCUUGCUGAAAGCGAAAGUAUUCUUGAAGCGCCCGUUCGGGCGUCUACCUCUACAGAUUCCUUCCUGACCUGGAGCUUUUGAAUCUUAAGACUUUUACAUAUGAAUUGGGUUGUGUGAGAAGCAGCAAUAUUUCCAUUUUAAAAACUUACUUUGCUUUUUUAAUUACAGGAAAUGGUGAAAGGGGUUUGUUUGUAAAACUAAACGAUAAAAAGUAGGCAGCCCUGGAAGCAUUUAAUUUCCUUCUUCCUGUUCUUAAGCUGCUGGGUAUUUUUUAAACACCAAGAAAAUUCCCACACCGGUCUCCUGCCUUGUUUGGUAAAUAAGACCUGAAAAAAAAAAUUCCUAGCAUUCAGACACAUCUUUAUUUACAGUAAAAGCUUCGGAAUGUUAGGUGUGGCUCCUUGACGAGCCUCCAGAGUCUGUCGCUUCUAAAUUCAGCAAUUUUGUAGCUAUGCUUCCCAACAGGGAGGGACCCUGACCGAAGGUGAGGAAGAAAGUAUGAAGUACGAUAUCAGGGGGGCUGGGGAUGGAACUAAAAUCCCAGUUCCACUGAGCUAUAGUCCUGCCUCCAGGCUCUUCAAGGUCUGCUUCCCGAGGCUGGGUUAGUACCUUUAGCCCAGCUCCCUAGGCCUCUCUUUAAAAGUUAAGUAAAUAAAAAAGAUACAAACUAUCCAUUUUAAAGUAAUAAAAUUGCAUCUUCAAUCCAGUAGGCUUCUCAGCAGGUAAAGUUAUUAGCCACCAAGCCUGAAGACCUGAAUUGUGUCCACUAUACCCAAAUGGCACUCCAAAAAACACCUAACCUACACAGAUAUCCCAUGCAAGGGAGCACACACAGAUAAAUGGUUUCUUUUCUUUUCUUUUUUUUUUU